AUGCCCGCAAUUCCCCGCCAGAAAGCCUGCAUCGCCUGUGCGGACUCUAAGCGCAGAUGCGAUAAGCAGCUCCCCGAGUGCCAGCGGUGUCUAGACAGAGACGUGGACUGCGUUUACCCGCAACCUAAAAGGCGACGGAGAAAUCCGAUUGCGCGUGUUAAUCAGCCUGAGGAGCUUCCCACAAUUCAGAACCAUGCCGACGCCGACGCCGAUGUUCCGGGCAGCGGUCUCGAUUUCGGGGACUGGGGUGUUAUGGAAGCCGCCGACCUGGACGUCUCCCUGUCGGACGUAAUAAUGCCAUACAUCCCAUCCCCACCGGCGCAUAUAGCCAACCAGCCAACCCAAAGACUCGCACUUGAAAGCGACGAUAUCUCCAGCACGCCAUGUCCCUGGUUUCUCGGAGACGAGACGUGGAUCAUGCAGCACGGGCAAAAACAACCGUCCACGUCUGCCAAUCUCGAGUUAGAGCCCUUCAUCCACGCGGUAGAAGAAAUGCUGCAUUUCUGGGUCCGGAACGGCUAUAAUAGCUUUAUUCAUCGGCGGUUGUAUGAUAGGGGCAUGCCUAUGUGUCUUCAGGACGCAUUUACGACGCUUGCGACGUAUGUUAGUCGCACACCAGUGAUGAGGGAGACGAUAUUACAGAUUGCCGAGUGGCGCUCGGCCGCACUCGCAAGCCAAGGUCCAUGUGCUGCCGGUGGCUCGCAAGGCUUACGGGCCCAACUGGCACGUAUCCAUGCCCUGUUCGUCUACCAAUACAUACUACUAUUCGACGGCUCGGUGCGCUCGCGCGCGCACGCCGAGAAGCAGCAGCCAACGCUGCGGCAAUGGGUGACCCAGAUGUGCGAGGCGGCGAAGCGAUACAGAGGAGAAGAUAUUUUCGCCCAGGACAAUCUCCCGCCUCAGUGGACCGUAAGUAAGUUUGACAGAGAAUACGACGCGUCCUCGAAGAUGUGGCAGCUGUGGAUUUUGAUCGAAAGUGUACGGCGCUCGCAGCUUAUCAUCGAUACUAUCUCCAAUAUAUACGAAGUCUUGACUAAGGGGUGGGCUAACUGUACCGGCGCUGUUAUGUUUACGGCUCGUCGCGGGCUGUGGGAAGCGGACUCUGCGGUGAAAUGGGUUGAGUUGUCUUCGGCGGAAGAGCCGCUUCUGGUGCCGUCUCUGCAGCCUGGGCCGCUUAUCUCUCAGUAUAACGCUGAUGAGUUUGAUGAUUUGGUAAAGGUGAUUUGGACGUGUGUAGUCGGCACGGAUAAGAUGAAAUGCUGGAUUGACAAGAGUAAUAAGGCAAUUGGAGUAUAG
Messenger RNA from Daldinia childiae, 1296 nucleotides. RefSeq names its product putative aldo keto protein. The record is from RefSeq and is a predicted model, not a curated record. The transcript has a single exon. Gene Ontology annotation, biological process: regulation of DNA-templated transcription. Lineage: Eukaryota; Fungi; Ascomycota; Sordariomycetes; Xylariales; Hypoxylaceae. Gene Ontology annotation, molecular function: DNA-binding transcription factor activity, RNA polymerase II-specific; zinc ion binding. Bases 1 to 1296 code for a protein of 431 amino acids.